CCGUUCACGGCUAGACGAGGCCGCUGUCUUGGGGACGGCGGUGGAGACGGAGAAUGGAMCCGCCGAAGAGGCAUCUGCAAUGGUUGGUCCAAUGUCGUACGCGUCCGCCGACUGGGCCUUUGUCGUAGCUGAUCCGACCAUGAAUGUGAUGAUGGUGAUGAUGAUGUUGAGGUUGAUGACGAUGAUGCUGGCAGCAACGGCGGCUGCGAUAGUGGUGCUGAAGGUGGUGGGGAGGGUGGUGGUGAUAGGGCAGGGGGCAGUAGUGGUGAUGAUGAUGGCGGUGGUGGUGGCAGAGGUGGUGAUGGCGGCGAUGGCGGCGGUGGAACUGCCACCGUGUUCGUAGGAUGCUGGCCCUCCUCCCUUGCAGCCACUUCGGCCAAAUUUGUUGCGAUUGGUCCGGUCUCCUGUCGGGUUGGCAUAUUCUCAUUAGCAUUUGGAAU
Messenger RNA from Chara braunii, 440 nucleotides. Lineage: Eukaryota; Viridiplantae; Streptophyta; Charophyceae; Charales; Characeae. The record is from the annotation of a GenBank genome assembly.